Messenger RNA from Chinchilla lanigera (long-tailed chinchilla), 2287 nucleotides. RefSeq names its product family with sequence similarity 71, member A (gene Garin4). The transcript has a single exon. NCBI's taxonomy places the organism in Eukaryota, Metazoa, Chordata, Mammalia, Rodentia, Chinchillidae. Gene Ontology annotation, cellular component: nucleus. Bases 393 to 2183 code for a protein of 596 amino acids. The record is from RefSeq and is a predicted model, not a curated record.
GUGCAGGGCUGGGGGCCAAGAGGAUGGCCCGGUCUCCCACUGCAGUCUGUGGACUCCUGGAGAGAGAAACAAUAUCACGGGUGGAGGUGAGGGGUUCAGACCCAGAAGCAAACCUCCCCGGGGCCCCGCACACGCUGCGCCUUUGAAGAGAAUCCAUCCGAGGUCCAGACACCCUCUGGUAGCCCUGGUCAAUGGUCCCUGCUUCCACGCCCGUCCUGGCCUUGGGAGGCUCUGAGGCUCUGAGGGGCCUGCGGGCUGGGGUGGGGCAGAGAAGCCAGCUGUAGUGACACCCUCGGAACCCAGGAACACCAGGGAUUCCUUAUCUGCCAAGGACACCAAGGCAGAGCGGAAGACACAAGGACCUGCCUGUCCGGCGGCCCUGUCAUGACAAGAUGGUUACAAACAGUGAGUCUCUGUUACCCUACUACACGGCCCAGAGUGGCUCUGGGACCGGCAUGUUCAACACCACCAUGGGGAAGCUGCAGCGGCAUCUGCACAAGGGCGAGUACGACAUGUUCAAGUACGCCCCGAUAUUCGAGAGCGACUUCAUCCAGAUCACCAAGCGGGGAGAGGUGAUCGAUGUGCACAACCGCGUGCGCUUGGUGACCGUAGGCAUCGCCUGCACCAGCCCCACCCUCCUGAUCCCCGACGUCAUGCUCCUGGCCCGGCCGGCCACCAACUGUGAGGAGUUCGAGGGGCUCCGUCAGGCCCCCAAGGGGAAGGGCCGCAAGACCACAAGGCCCUUGGAGCUCACCAGGCUUCUCCCCUUGAAGUUGGUAAGGCUCUCCGUUCACAACCGUGAGAAACAGCAGCUGCGCCUGAAGUUCGCCACGGGCCGGUCUUGCUACCUGCAGCUAUGUCCUCCCCUUAACGCAUGCGAGGACCUCUUCCUCUACUGGGAGAAACUGAUUUACCUCCUACGGCCGCCUGUGGACAGUAACAGCAGCACCUAUGCCACCCCCGCCGAGGACAUACUGUGCAUGCCUGCGCUGGCCGAUGAGGACGGGACAAGCCUGGCCACCCCGGACUCCCAAAGCAAAGGUGACCAGGACCAGGUCAGCAUCCGGAGUCUCCAUGCGGCCCCUGAGAUGACAAGGGCUGCCUCUGCUGCUUACGCUGGUGGGGAGGGAGUCCAGCCUGCCUCUCACAAAUCCAUGGCUACACCCAAAGUAUCCACCUCAAAAACAAGAUUCGCGGAGUUCACCAAAGGGUCAGCACUAGGGACAAAAACAGAAGCAGUGGCAGGUGGGGCGACAGCGGCAGCAGGGACGGUAGCGGCAGCAGGGAUGACAUCAGGCACCUUGAGUGUGGCUGCAACCAAGUCAGGCUCCGGACAGGUGAACGCAGCCUUGGCAGGGGCGGCUUCCAUAAGGGAAGGAGGAAGCAAAAUCCCUAAGGCAGGCGCUGGCAAGACACCCUCCAAAAGCCUGAGUGUUGCCUUAGCAGGUGCUGUGAGCCAAUUCUCAGAGCCUGGGUCCCCCCGCUUCUCCCCAGAGGGCAGCAUGAGCGCCGCAUUUGCAGGAGGAGAAGCCACCAUCAAAGAUGCUGGGAAAGCACCCAGCACCCCAGCCCGGAGUAAAAGUCCCGUCGGUGCAGAGGCCAGACAGCAGGGCGUUCCCCUGGCCACAGAGGCUGCCCUCAAGGAACGACGGGAAAGAAAGGAGAGGAGAGAGAAGGACCGAGCCAGCAGUAAGGGUUCCUAUCGCCACAGGACGCGUGAAGGUCCCCGCAAGACAUCAAGGGACAAGAUGGCCCGAAAGUCAUCCAGUCGGUCCUUAUCUGGCCACAGAACACACAGAGCCAAUAAAAAGGAAAAAGGUAGCCACCGCAGUGCCAGGGGCAGCAGGCACAGCCGCGCCCCCAAAGACAUCGGCCGCACCACCACUGAGAAGGAGUCCAGGACCUCGCACAAAUCCGGGAGGAGCAGCUUUUCUGCCAUGAGCUCAGGUUCCUCACCCAAGAGACUCAGCAGGAUCAGCUCUUUCCUGAGGAACGUCAGGGCCAACCUCAGCACAAAGAGGGUAGUCUCACCGCGUGGUGACAGUGUGGAUGUGGUGGCCAAGAGAGUGGAGAAGACCAACUUGGAGGCCAUCGUGGAGACGGCAGAGAGUGGGCAGGGAGUGGAGAUCAUUGGUUCUGUGACAUCCGAGGCCAUGGAGGGGGCGAGCCUGGAAGCCCAUUAAACAGCACCCAGAGCCGGAAGCCCCAAAGGGCCCCAACAAGCACCCCAAGAGAGCCUAUUCUAGCUUUCUUUACUCCAGGUGAAAUAAAGAACUAUUCAACCUGA